Nicotiana attenuata is the source of this 1011-nucleotide messenger RNA. RefSeq lists its product as uncharacterized. The transcript is spliced from 4 exons. Gene Ontology annotation, molecular function: nucleic acid binding. NCBI's taxonomy places the organism in Eukaryota, Viridiplantae, Streptophyta, Magnoliopsida, Solanales, Solanaceae. Bases 1 to 1011 code for a protein of 336 amino acids. Gene Ontology annotation, biological process: DNA integration. The record is from RefSeq and is a predicted model, not a curated record.
AUGGCUCCUAAGUUGGAGGAUCCCGGUGCUUUCACGAUUCCUUAUACUACUAGGAGUGCCAAUUUUGCUAAUGUUCUUUGUGAUCUUGGGGAGAGUAUCAGUUUGAUGUCCUAUUCGAUGUUUAAAACUUCGGGAAUUGGGAACCCAAGACCCACAUCUAUGAGGUUGCAAAUGGACGAUCAUACCAUGAAGAGGCCGUUGGGAGUGAUACAGGAUGUUUUGGUCCGAGUUGCUAAGUUCAUUCUUCCGGCGGACUUUGUUAUUCUAGAUUGUGAGGUUGAUUAUGAAGUGCCUAUUAUUCUAGGAAGAUCUUUCCUUGAAAUGGGUAAGGCUCUUUGUGAUGUGGAAGCAGCAGAACUCACUUUUCGGGUUGGUGAUGAAAAAGUGAUUUCUUUAUCAUGUACUCGCCUCAGCAUGUUUCCCCUCCCGUUAUUAUUUGUUCACCUUCUAUUAGUUGUUACUGUGCUCGUAUAUUGUUUAACUACACAGAUAUUGCUACCGGACCGAGUUGACCCUGAGUCUAGCUGCUGGCUUGAUCUAUUUGGAGAUCCAAGGUUUAGGUUGUUGCCUUUGCCCAAAAAUGAGGCUAGAAGUGUUGUGGCUUUCCUGAAGAAGAAUAUUUUUACAAGAUUUGGUACUCCGCGUGAAAUCAUAAGCGAUGGGGGCUCACAUUUUUGCAGCAAUCCUUUUGACACUUUACUUAGCAAGUAUGGUGCUACUCACAAAGUCACGACUCCCUAUCACUCACAAGCUAGUGGUCAAGUAGAAGUCUCCAACCAGGAGAUAAAAAGUAUCUUGUCUAAAACGAUCAAUGCAAAUCGGACGGAUUGGUCCAUGAAGCUUGAUGAUGCACUAUGGGAAUAUCAGAUGGCUUACAAAACACCUAUCAGAGUGUCUCUAUACCGGUUAGUGUUCAGGAAAGCUUGUCAUCUUCCAGUGGACCUAGAGCACAAGGCAAUGCGGGCCUUGAAGAAAUUGAAUCUUGAUUGGGAUGUAGCCGCUAACUUUUGA